Molecule: messenger RNA, 1885 nt
Organism: Cynara cardunculus var. scolymus (artichoke)
Lineage: Eukaryota; Viridiplantae; Streptophyta; Magnoliopsida; Asterales; Asteraceae
Product: phospho-2-dehydro-3-deoxyheptonate aldolase 1, chloroplastic-like
Exons: 5
Coding region: 23-1663 (546 amino acids)
Biological process (GO): aromatic amino acid biosynthetic process
Molecular function (GO): 3-deoxy-7-phosphoheptulonate synthase activity
Source: RefSeq, a predicted model, not a curated record
CGAUCACAACCUAUUUACCAAAAUGGCACUCUCCACCACCAACUCUCUCCUCCCCACCAAAUCCUUCCAAAUGCAAUCUCUCCCACCACCACUCAAAUCUUUUCCGACCACCACACCCACCGCCACCAGACUCAUCCAACCAAUCUUCGCCGUCCAUUCACCCGACCCAUCGAAAACCCCCGUGGACAAGUCAUCAUCUUCAUCAAAACCCUCCUCCCCUGCCACCGCCGCCACCUCCUCCACCACCUCUCCGACGCUCACCGCAACCACAAAAACUUCAGAUUCCAAAUCUCCUAAACAAUGGUCCAUCGACAGCUGGAGAACCAAAAAGGCACUUCAACUUCCCGAAUACCCAGAUCAAGUCGAGCUCGAUUCGGUCCUCCAGACCCUCGAUUCCUUCCCGCCGAUUGUGUUCGCCGGAGAAGCUCGCCACCUUGAGGAACGCCUUGGUGAGGCUGCUAUGGGGAAUGCCUUUCUUUUGCAAGGUGGUGAUUGUGCUGAGAGUUUCAAGGAGUUUAAUGCCAACAAUAUUCGUGAUACUUUCAGAGUGAUUCUUCAAAUGGGUGCUGUCUUGAUGUUUGGUGGUCAAAUGCCUGUCAUCAAGGUGGGAAGAAUGGCUGGUCAGUUUGCAAAGCCCAGAUCAGACUCUUUUGAGGAGAAAGAUGGUGUGAAGCUACCAAGKUACAGAGGAGAUAAUGUAAAUGGUGAUGCAUUUGAUUUGAAAUCAAGAACACCAGACCCUCAAAGAUUGAUCAGAGCAUACUGCCAAUCAGCGGCCACUCUUAAUCUCUUGAGGGCUUUCGCCACCGGAGGUUAUGCCGCUAUGCAGAGAGUUACUCAAUGGAAUCUUGAUUUCACCGAGCAGAGCGAACAGGGUGAUAGGUAUCUUGAGCUAGCUAGCCGAGUUGAUGAGGCACUUGGGUUCAUGUCGGCUGUCGGACUUACAGUGGACCACCCUAUCAUGACCACCACUGAUUUCUGGACAUCCCAUGAGUGCUUACACUUGCCAUAUGAGCAAUCUCUCACUAGGUUGGAUUCAACUUCUAGCUUAUACUAUGAUUGUUYGGCUCAUUUCCUCUGGGCCGGUGAGCGAACUCGCCAGCUUGAUGGUGCACAUGUUGAGUUCCUUAGAGGAAUCGCAAACCCACUUGGAAUUAAGGUGAGUGACAAGAUGGAUCCGAAUGAGUUGGUGAAGCUUAUCGACAUCUUAAACCCUCAAAACAAGCCGGGGAGGAUUACAAUCAUAACAAGAAUGGGAGCGGAGAACAUGAGGGUCAAACUUCCGCAUCUUAUUAGAGCGGUUAGAAGGGCUGGUCAAAUCGUGACGUGGGUCAGCGAUCCUAUGCAUGGCAACACUAUUAAGGCUCCAUCAGGACUCAAAACUCGCCCCUUUGAUGCUAUCAGGGCGGAAGUGAGAGCGUUCUUUGAUGUGCACGAGCAAGAAGGAAGCCACCCUGGAGGAGUUCAUCUUGAAAUGACGGGGCAAAAUGUGACGGAAUGCAUUGGUGGUUCAAGAACGGUGACUUUUGACGACCUUGGGUCACGGUACCACACUCACUGCGACCCUAGACUGAACGCGAGCCAAUCGCUAGAGCUUGCAUUCAUCAUUGCGGAGCGGCUCAGAAAGAGGAGAAUGGGGGUGAAACAAUCUUUGGCUCUCUGAGACACCAUGAAGGACUUGCUUGUGGUUGAGUUAUGUUAUGAAAGUUUGCUUGUUUUGAGUUGAGGGGUUUUGUGUUGUAUUUGUAUACUGGAAGAAGGUGAAGGUGUUUUUGAGAGUUUGGAAAUGAUGAGAAAGUGAAAUGAUAAGUUAUGUAUGAUCUGAUCUGAUACAACAUAUAUCAUGAAAAGUUGCUAUGGACUGUGUUUUUAUUUGGGUUGUUCA